GAGGCACCGCGGGCGGGAUACUGGGAGCACUGGGAGCUAACUGGGAGUCACUGGGAGCCACUGUGAGUGACUGGGACACAACUGGGAGCACUGGGAGCUAACUGGGAGUCACUGGGAGGCGCUGGGAGUGACUGGGACACAACUGGGAGUUACUGGGAGCACUGGGAAGGGCUGGGACUGGCACUUGGAGCUAACUGGGAGUCCCUGGGACACACUGGGAGUUACUGGGAGCACUGGGAGCUGUGCCUGGAGCUAACUGGGAGUCACUGGGAGCCACUACCAACCAUGAAGCUCCCUCCGAGCUGCCGCCUGCUCCUGCUGCCGCUGGCCGCGGCUCUGACCCUGCUGGCCCUGCACGCCCGGCGCUCGCCGCACCCUCCCGGCAUCACGGUCCCGCCCAGCCCCGCUCCGCGCCCCGGCAACGCCACGGAGCCCCCGCGGCCCCCGCGGCACCCGCUGCAGCCGCCGUACCCGUACCCGUACCGCUUCCUGCUGAACCACCCCGACAAGUGCCGGGAGCGGGCGCCGUUCCUGGUGCUGCUGGUGGUGACGGCCCCGGCCGACCUGGCGGCGCGCGACGCCGUGCGCCGCACCUGGGGCGACGAGGGCGCCGUGCCGGGGCUGGCGGUGCUGCGGCUCUUCCUGCUGGGCGUGCACCCCGUCUUCGGCGCCGAGCUGCGGCCCGUGCUGCAGGAGGAGGACGAGCUGCACGGCGACCUGCUGCAGCAGGACUUCCUGGACACCUACAACAACCUGACGCUCAAGACUCUGAUGGGCUUGGAGUGGGUGAGCCGCUUCUGCCCCAACGCCAGCUACGUGAUGAAGGCCGACCACGACGUCUUCCUCAACCUGGAGUACCUGGCGGGCUUGCUGCGGCCGCCCAGGAGCGACUUCCUGACGGGCUACGUGUACCGGCGGACCGGGCCGCUGCGGAACCGCGCCUACAAGUGGUUCGUGCCGCGGGAGGUGUACCCCAACGACACCUACCCGCCCUACUGCGGCGGGCCGGCCUACGUGCUCUCGGGGGACCUGGCGCUGCGCGUCUUCGGCGUGGCGCAGACGCUGCCCGCCAUCAACAUGGAGGACGCCUUCGUGGGCAUCUGCCUGCACGCGCUGGGCGUGCCGGUCACCGAGCCGCCGCCCGGGGCCUUCACCAUGUACCGGCUGGAGUACGACCGCUGCCGCUUCUCGCGGCUGGUCAUGGUGCACCACUACGGGCCCCGGGAGCUGCUCCGGCUGUGGCCGCACUUCCGGAACGCGUCGGUCAAGUGUCCCUAGGGCGGGGGACGCGCUGGGGGCUGACGGUGUGCCGCUGGGCUGGCUGUGGCUGGGAUCCACUGGCUGUGACUGGGAUCCACUGGCUGUGACUGGGAUCCACUGACUGUAACUGGGAUCUAGACUGGGAUCCACUGGCUGUGACUGGGAUCCAGAGUGUAACUGGGAUCCACUGGCUGUGACUGGGAUCCACUGACUGUAACUGGGAUCUAGACUGGGAUCCACUGGCUGUGACUGGGAUCCACUGGCUGUAACUGGGAUCCACUGGCUGUGACUGGGAUCCACUGACUGUAACUGGGAUCCACUGGCUGUGACUGGGAUCCACUGACUGUAACUGGGAUCCAGAGUGUAACUGGGAUCCACUGGCUGUAACCGG
Messenger RNA from Haemorhous mexicanus (house finch), 1651 nucleotides. Its product is annotated as beta-1,3-galactosyltransferase 2-like. The record is from RefSeq and is a predicted model, not a curated record. NCBI's taxonomy places the organism in Eukaryota, Metazoa, Chordata, Aves, Passeriformes, Fringillidae. Gene Ontology annotation, molecular function: N-acetyl-beta-D-glucosaminide beta-(1,3)-galactosyltransferase activity. The coding region runs from base 286 to 1278 and encodes 330 amino acids. The transcript has 2 exons. Gene Ontology annotation, cellular component: membrane.